Messenger RNA from Torulaspora delbrueckii, 888 nucleotides. Its product is annotated as class I SAM-dependent methyltransferase. The transcript has a single exon. Lineage: Eukaryota; Fungi; Ascomycota; Saccharomycetes; Saccharomycetales; Saccharomycetaceae. The record is from RefSeq and is a predicted model, not a curated record. The coding region runs from base 1 to 888 and encodes 295 amino acids.
AUGUCUGCUUUUGCUGAGAGCGAUUUUAAUGCUGAUCGAUAUGAUCGUUCUAGACCAUCAUACCCUAGUGAUUUCUAUCGAAUUCUAGAUCAGUAUCAUAAAGGCCAACGUCAUUUGCUCGUUGAUGUCGGAUGUGGACCCGGAACUGCCACAUUGCAGAUGGCCAAAGAGUUGAGAGAGUUUGACAAGAUCAUAGGAACUGAUAUAUCUGAUGCUAUGGUAAAAAAGGCCCAGCAGUCGCAGUCAACUGUCAAACAUGAAAGGUUAUCUUUUGCACUGGUGCCAAGUGACGACUUUUCAUUUUUGGGCCCAGUGGAAAAUGACAGGCAGGUUGUUGAUAUGAUCACAGCUGUAGAAUGCGUGCAUUGGUUCGAUUACCAAAAAUUUCAGGCCUCAAUUGCAGCUAAUUUGCGUUCCAAUGGCACUAUUGCGAUCUGGGGAUAUGCGGAUGCUGUAUUUAUCGAUUAUCCCGACUUGGAUGACAUUUUGGAUGAUGUAGCUUAUGGCAGCGACCAAUUGGGACCUUACUGGGAGCAACCAGGACGUAAAAUUCUGCGUACCAUGCUAGCGAACUGGAGUUUUAAUCUGGAUAAAUUUACUGAUAUCCGUGAAGUUAAUUUGAAGGCCACAUCUUUGCGUACCACUUCAGUCUCCGAAAUCCAACCACAGCCUCUUGUAAUUGUCAAAGAAAUGACGGUGGCCGACUACGCCGCCUAUGUUAAGACUUGGAGUGCCUAUCAUGCAUGGUACAAAAAGUUUGGCGAUUCGAAGCCAGACGUUACAGAAGAGUUUGUGAAGCGAGUGAACAGCACGUAUCCGGAGCUUACCGCAAAUUCAACGGUCAAAGUUGCCUGGAAUACCUUCUACAAAUUUGCCAGGCGUAUCUAG